AUGUCCAUCCGAGCUCAGCUGAGGUCCUCGUCUCCAGCGACGACUCCACCAAUGUCAGAUAAUCCAUCUUUCUCCCGUCAGUCGGACCUGUCUUCCUCGCUGACCGACGAGCCUUCCUUUCAGAUUAUGCAACGAAAAGAUCAGCACCGAUGGAGGAGCCUCAGGAUAGAAGUUCCAGGUAUGAAACCGAAACAAGAGUCCCCCACAUUGCAAAGUCCCGCAUCUGCAUUCUCUCCAACUCAAUUGGCAGAUUCCAUAGAGAUUUCCUCAUCUCCAACUUAUGAUACACGCAAUAUCACUCAGCUACCGACACCGGUGAUAAACAGCGGCCUGUUUACUCAACCCAAGAUAAACUUACUCAAGAGAUCUCAUGUUCACGGCUCUAUAUCAAGUGGUAACCACAGAGCUGUGUCGGAAUUUCAGCCGGGGACGUUUAUCAAGCGUGCUGAGACCCCUAACCCUACUUCAACUAGCAUUCGCCAUGUAUCUAAUCCUUCACUGAUCGAUGAAGAUGUGAAAUUAGUUCCACUGCCUCCCUCUGAUUCAGAAGACUUUAAGCUCAUUGGUCAGAUCCAGCAAGCCCCUCAUCUUCAGAAAUCAUAUGUUUUUGAUGAAGUCGUGGGGAGUGGCACAUUCAGCACGGUAGUACGUGCUCAUUCCACAACAAAUCUUGAUGACGUAGUUGCGGUGAAGAUCGUGAAUGUGCCUACGGAAUCAAAAGAGGAGGUUUCGAACUUCCGUCUGUACAUUUGCAGAGAACUUGGACUACUAACACAUUUGAAACAUCCAUGCAUUGUGGGUCUUCUAGACUACUCCGUUAACUUCUCAAUCACACAGGAUGAGAUUGACGAGGCUCUCACAGGAAACCCACCUUCUGUGCCACCUGGUGCCGAAAUGUAUGACUAUUAUAAUAUUAAGAUGUUCAACCAGCAAUUUUUUUUCUUGCAGUAUAGCCCAGGAGGGAAUUUGUUUCAGUGGCUCUAUGAGCACUACAGUACAGCUAGCCGCAGAAUUGUCUUCUGGAAGCUUAUGAGGCGGAUAGUUGCUGAGUUGAUAGCAUGCCUUGCAUUCAUACACUCACAUGAUGUCGUUCAUCGUGAUCUCAAAUUAGAGAACGUGCUCCUCAAUUUUAAAACUGAGGAUGUCUCCACAUCAUUUGAGCCGUCAGCGAUUGAUUCGCCUCUAUGUACCUUGACAGACUUCGGCCUCUCAAAGAAGUUGACCCUGCCAAACCAGCUUUUAACGACCAAAUGUGGCUCACAGGAUUAUGUGAGUCCCGAGCUCCUCAUGGGUUUACAGUACGACGGUAAGCUAUUGGAUUCAUGGUCCCUAGGGGUGCUCAUAUAUGCGGUAUUGGAAGACAGGCUUCCGUUCGAUGUGCCCCCGCUAGAGUUCAUGUCAAGCUCAUCUAUCUCACCGUCUGUUUUGAAGAGGCGUCGCAAAAAGCACAAUCCAGCCCACAGAAUAGCCAUGAUUGACUGGGAAUGGUUACGCGUUUCCGCAACUUUGAAAGACGACACUAACUCAGAAGCCAUGAAAGCAAUCAUCAGACAACUUACCUCUGUAGUGGAGGUAUUGCUUGUUCGCAAGGACAAGAGGCUAUCGGUCACAAGGGUGCUUCAUGAUGAGAGGUUCCAAUGGAUCAAAGAGCAGUUGCCUUCUACCUUUCUUGAGCAUGUAAUCUAG
Messenger RNA from Candidozyma auris, 1686 nucleotides. Its product is annotated as serine/threonine protein kinase PRR1. Gene Ontology annotation, cellular component: cytoplasm; autophagosome. NCBI's taxonomy places the organism in Eukaryota, Fungi, Ascomycota, Pichiomycetes, Serinales, Metschnikowiaceae. Gene Ontology annotation, biological process: autophagy; protein autophosphorylation; peptidyl-serine phosphorylation. Gene Ontology annotation, molecular function: protein serine/threonine kinase activity; ATP binding. Bases 1 to 1686 code for a protein of 561 amino acids. The transcript has a single exon. The record is from RefSeq and is a predicted model, not a curated record.